AUGUGUGCCCGAUCAACGGAAUCCAGCACGAAGAAAGCCGCUUAUUCCGCUCUUCAAGCAGUAUGUCCCGAACCCUCGGAUUUACUUACUUUCGUCAUGUUUUGUGAAAUGGUGAGCGGGGGAACAGGGUGGGGUAGGGCACAACGCCGAGCCGUUUCUGACUGGUACAACAGCUUCAGCGACAGGCCCAUGGAACUAGCAGAAGGCGUUACGAAAGUACAAAAAAAUGGUCAGUGGACCCAUAAAGAUGUUGCCAGGUUGUCGCAUGUGAAACCAGACUCCCCAUUCAUCAUGUUGAUCCUGAGAUAUGUCACUAAAGGUCUAAACGAAUCAAAGAAAUUACCAUCGCCAAUUGACCGCGACCAAGCCAAACAAUGGCAGGACAUCCUCCAAUACCUCGAGGCGGUUAACAACACACGUCAGUGUACUGGAAGCAUGGAAGUUCAGGGGAAAAUCGAUAUCAUAAGGAAAUAUAGGCUGGAAACCUCGCAAAUGUCUGCGGCACUCAUGAGGUCCACACUUGUUUGGGAAGUUUUGCUGAACCAAAUUCCUCUUGAUCUGGUCAUUCAGAACAUUUCGAAGAUAGACCAAUUAGAUGACCAGAAGACAAUUCUUGAGAGACUGGGAGAUGUGGAACAGCUACAAAAUGCAAACGUGAACCCAUUCGCAGUUGUACUUGCAAUGAAGGAAACAAAUGACGAAAACGUCAAGAAGACACUGGCACAAUCUUUUGAACUUUGUGUCCGUAAUGUAAAACCAACAGACAAAAAAUAUUCUUUGGUGCAUUGGGUAGGCAAGGAACUAGACUCUAAACUUCAGGAAAAAAACCCAGUUACUAUUGGAGACGCCAUAGCUACAAUGGCGACUAUAAUUGCAAGAGCAACACACAGAGACUCGGAAAUUGUCACGUACACUUCCGGGGAAAAGAUUAAGCUGGAAUUCCCUAGUACAGACGCUUUGGCUUGCACGAACAAUUUAAUUGCAGUAAAUGGGUCACUAUCGGUUCUUGUACAACAUGUGGAAGAGGCACUGGAUUCAUUCGACGCCAUUAUAGUGCUUUUAUCCUCCCCAGCUGAGAAAUUCAAACAGACAUUUUCAAGGUUUCACUUCGGCGUCGGCACAACUCGACUUGUUAUUGUCAACUUUGCCAGCAGUGACGUAACAGUAGAGGAUCCAAAAAAUCCAUUUAUGCUCGAGGUGGUGGGGUUCAGUGUCAAUACAACAGAAGCCAUCAUGCGUUUUGUAGAAGGACAUUAA
Molecule: messenger RNA, 1257 nt
Organism: Mizuhopecten yessoensis (Yesso scallop)
Lineage: Eukaryota; Metazoa; Mollusca; Bivalvia; Pectinida; Pectinidae
Product: 60 kDa SS-A/Ro ribonucleoprotein-like
Exons: 1
Coding region: 1-1257 (418 amino acids)
Cellular component (GO): ribonucleoprotein complex
Molecular function (GO): RNA binding
Source: RefSeq, a predicted model, not a curated record